CGGACGGAGGAGGUGGGGGCGAGGUGUAGGUGCGGACUAUUUUCGCGCGGCGGGCUUUGUGUGGGUGAGGCGGCGAGGGGCUUCGGUGGAGCUGCGGCUCGGGUCCGCCGCCGUUCCUCGUCCGCCGUCCGCGCCCAAGGCUGGGCUCGGAGGGCAGCCCGGAGGGAAGGGCGGGCGGGCCGGCCGCCUCCGACACUCCUCCUCCUCACCCCCCGCGCUUGUGUGGCCUCUGCCGGGAGGCCCCGGCCUUGCGUGCGUGCUGGCGAGGCCGUGCUGAGGGGCCGGCGGCGGCGGACGACGCUGGGACGGGCCCAGCCCCGGGCCCCCUCCCCACCCCCUCCAAACCCCAACCCCACCCCCCUCCCUACCCCGGCCCACUCUUUGUGUCGGGAUCGUUCGCUCGCUGGCUUCUGUCGGGCCGCAGUCAUGUGGAUCUUCUCCGAGUUCAUCCCGCCGCCCGAGUGCCCGGUCUUCGAGCCGAGUUGGGAAGAAUUCAGCGAGCCGCUAGCCUACAUCAACAAGAUCAGGCCCAUCGCCCAGAGGAGCGGCAUCUGCAAAAUUCGCCCGCCUAAGGAUUGGCAACCGCCUUUUGCUUGUGAGGUGAAAAACUUUCACUUCACACCAAGAAUUCAACGACUCAAUGAGCUGGAGGCACAGACCCGAGUGAAGUUGAACUUUCUAGAUCACAUUUCAAAAUUCUGGGAUCUGCAGGGAUCCACGCUGAAAAUCCCACAUGUUGAGAGGAAAAUGUUGGAUUUGUACACACUCAGUAAGGUGGUCGCAAGUGAGGGUGGAUUUGAACUGGUGUGUAAAGAAAAAAAAUGGGCUAAAGUGGCCAGUCGAAUGAGUUACCCCCAAGGAAAGGGCAUCGGCUCACUUUUACGAUCCCACUAUGAGAGGAUUCUAUAUCCAUACGAGCUGUUUCAGUCAGGUGCCAGUCUGUUGACUCCUGGAAAUACGUCUGUGCGGAUCUUCCCUGACUCUGUGAAAACCUUGAAUCAGGGUGACUCUUCUGAAGAUGAUUUUACCAGAAACCCAGAGCUGAGGAAGCUUCAGAUCUUCGGUGCUGGUCCCAAAAUGUUGGGCCUCGGACUCAGGACCAAGGACAGAGAGGAUGAGGAGUUUUCAGUGACCGUGAAGUCAAUGGGACAUAAGAAGAGUGCAGAAUCGCAAUUGCCUCGCAUGCAGAUGAGACAGCGGAAAGGAGCAUUGGCUGUAAACUUUAUUGACUUGUAUGUUUGCCUUGUUUGUGCACGUGGGGACGACGAAGACCGCUUGCUUUUAUGCGAUGGAUGUGAUGAUAGUUACCACACUUUUUGUCUCAUUCCUCCCCUUGUCGAUGUGCCAAAGGGAGAUUGGAGAUGUCCUAAGUGUGUGGCUGAGGCAUGCAGUAAGCCCCCGGAGGCAUUUGGCUUUGAGCAGGCGGUCAGGGAGUACACUCUCCAGAGCUUUGGUGAGAUGGCAGAUAACUUCAAGUCAGAUUACUUCAACAUGCCAGUACACAUGGUCCCAACAGAGCUGGUGGAGAAGGAAUUCUGGCGACUUGUCAGUAGUAUUGAGGAGGAUGUUAUUGUGGAGUAUGGUGCCGACAUUACAUCAAAGGAAUUUGGCAGUGGAUUUCCAGUCAAGGAGACCAAAAGGAGGCUGCUGCCUGAAGAGGAGGAAUAUGCUAAUUCUGGCUGGAACUUGAACAACAUGCCAGUCUUGGAGCAGUCCGUAUUGACUCACAUCAACGCUGACAUCUCUGGAAUGAAGGUUCCUUGGCUUUACGUGGGGAUGUGCUUCUCUUCCUUCUGCUGGCAUAUCGAAGACCAUUGGAGCUACUCUAUCAACUUCCUGCACUGGGGCGAACCGAAGACAUGGUAUGGGGUGCCAGGAUAUGCUGCUGAACAACUUGAGCUUGUAAUGAGGAAGCUGGCGCCAGAGCUCUUCCAUUCUCAGCCAGAUCUGCUGCAUCAGCUGGUGACCAUCAUGAAUCCUAAUAUUCUGAUGGAGCACGGGGUCCCGGUGUUCCGAACAAAUCAAUGUGCUGGUGAGUUUGUGGUUACUUUCCCGAGAGCUUAUCAUAGUGGAUUCAACCAGGGAUACAACUUCGCGGAGGCAGUGAAUUUCUGUACUGCGGACUGGCUCCCCAUGGGUCGGCAGUGUGUCAGCCAUUAUCGGCGCCUACACCGUUACUGUGUGUUUUCACAUGAAGAGCUGAUCUGCAAGAUGGCAGCUGAUCCAGAGGGUUUGGAUGUUGAGCUGGCUGCUGCUGUCUACAAAGAGAUGCUGACCAUGAUUGAGGAGGAGAGGCAACUGAGGAAGACGGUCUUCCAAAUGGGUAUAGUUGAUUCCGAACAGGAGGCAUUUGAGUUGUUACCAGAUGAUGAACGGCAGUGCGAGACGUGUAAGACAACAUGUUUCCUGUCUGCUGUUACAUGCGUCUGUGACCCCAGUAGGCUCGUGUGCCUGUAUCAUGUUAAAGAUCUUUGCAGCUGCCCAGUGAAAAAACGCUGUCUCAGGUACCGUUACACACUGGAUGAGCUGCCAUCUAUGCUUUAUGGUGUGAAAGAGCGAGCCCAGUCAUAUGACACCUGGGUGAGUAAAGUGGGAGAAGCCUUGGAAGCGGAACUUAAUCACAAGAAAGAUCUUUGUGAACUGAAAGCUCGGCUGGAAGAGGCAGAAGAGAAGAAAUUCCCUGAGAAUGAUCUGCUGCGACAGCUGCGAGCUGCUGUGAAAGAGGCAGAAACCUGUGCUUCUAUCGCCCAACUGCUCGUCAGCAGAAAGCAGCGCAGCAGACCUAAACUGGAAGGUGGAAAAACUCGGACAAAGCUAACUGUCCAUGAGUUGAAAGCAUUUGUGCACCAGUUGUACAGCCUGCCUUGUCUCAUCAGCCAAACUCGACUGGUUAAGGAGCUGCUGGACAGUGUCGAAGAAUUCAAUGAACGUGGCAAGGAGGCUUUGUCUGAUAAAAUUCCCGAUUCCUCUAAGUUGCAACUGUUACUAGAAUUGGGCUCCGAGUUGGACGUGGAGUUGCAAGAACUGCCCAAACUGAAACAACAUCUCCAGCAGGCGCGCUGGCUUGAUGAAGUUAACCUCACCCUCUCAGACCCUGACAGAGUCACGCUGGACACGAUGAAGAAACUUAUAGACUCUGGUAUUGCCCUGGCACCACAUCCUGCAGUGGAAAAAGCAAUGGCUGAUUUACAGGAGCUCUUGACUGUAUCUGAACGGUGGGAAGAGAAGGCUAAGGUCUGUCUACAAGCCAGGCCAAGGCAUGGUAUGGCAACACUGGAUGGUAUUAUAAAUGAGGCGAAGAAUAUUCCUGCAUAUUUGCCUAAUGUCCUGGUGCUUAAGGAAGCUCUGCAGAAAGCCAAAGACUGGAUGGCGAAAGUGGAAGUUAUUCAGAAGGGAUCUUGCAAUGCAUAUCUGGAUCAGCUGGAAAGUCUGUUAGCAAGAGGCCGCCCCAUCCCAGUACGGCUUGAUCCACUUCCUCAAGUGGAGUCCCAGGUAACUGCUGCUCGAGCUUGGAGAGAACGAACUGCCAGAACCUUCCUGAAGAAGAACUCCACCUAUACAUUGUUACAGGUGCUGAGUCCCAGGACAAAUAUUGGUAUAUACAGCAGUGGGAAGAAUAAACGGAAAAAAAUGAAAGAAUUAGUGAAAGACAGAGAGCUAGAUUUGGAGAGCAUAAGUGACUUAGAGGAGGUGACCGAAGAAUCCAGUGAUCCAAAUGCAGUUAUUGCAAGUUUCCGAGUAAUGGAACAGAAAGAAUGUGAAGCCAUGCAUUCUCUGAGGGCAGCAAAUUUGGCUAAAAUGGCAUUGGUGGACCGUAUUGAAGAGGUAAAGUUCUGUGUAUGCCGGAAGAUAGCCAGUGGAUUUAUGCUUCAGUGUGAACUUUGUAAAGACUGGUUUCACAGCACUUGUGUUCCGCUUCCAAAAACUGGCACACAGAAGAAAGGACUAGGUUGGCAAACCAAAGAAGUGAAGUUCUUGUGUCCAUUGUGCAUGCGUUCCCGACGACCGCGACUUGAGACCAUUCUCUCGCUCCUUGUUUCCCUUCAGAAGCUCUCAGUUCGUUUGCCAGAAGGAGAUGCCUUGCAAUGCCUGACAGAGAGAGCAAUGAGUUGGCAAGACAGAGCUAGACAAGCCCUAGCUACAGAGGAACUUUCUUCUGCACUUGCCAAGUUGUCUGUGCUAAGCCAGCGCAUGGUGGAGCAGGCAGCAAGGGAAAAGACAGAGAAGAUCAUCAGUGCUGAACUCCAGAAGGCAGCAGCCAAUCCAGAUUUACAGGAACAUUUACAGAGUGUUCAGCAAUCUGCCUUCAGCAGAGCCAUGGGGAAUCUGGCAUCCUCACCCAGGAAAUCUCUUGAUUUGGAUGAGGAGGAAACAGACUCUGAUGAUGAUGUCAGAGAAGCAUAUCGCUAUGAGAAAAAAGAUGGUGCAAGCAGUGUGUCCUCUGGUAGCAUGGAGCCAAACCUGUUCUGUGAUGAAGAAAUUCCAAUUAAAGCAGAGGAAGUGGUGUCACACGUGUGGCCAGCUGCACCUUCUUUCUGCGCGGAACAUGCUUAUUCUUCAGCAUCGAAGUCCUGUUCCCAAGGUUCUGGAACUCCUCGGAAGCAACCCCGUAAGACACCAUUAGUGCCACGCAGCUUGGAGCCACCUGUUCUGGAGCUGUCACACAGUGCAAAAGUUCAGCUCGAGGAGUUAAUGAUGGUGGGAGAUCUUCUGGAAGUGUCCCUGGAUGAGACGCAGCAUAUUUGGAGAAUACUCCAGGCUACGCACCUUCCUGCUGAGGACAGAUUUCUACAGAUACUGGAGGAUGAUGGCCCAGAGGAGAAAGCCAUCCGAAUUAAAGUCAAGGAUUCUUCUGAGAAAAAACGAAAGCGAAAGCUGGAAAAAACUGAACUGUUCUUGGGGGAGAGCAAGAAGUUGAAGGAACUGAGAAAGUUUGACAAGCCCAAAAAGAAAAAGCUAAAACUGAACCCUGAGAAAACAAAGGAACAGAGCAAACUAGUGAAGAAAUUGGGCAAAGAGGAAAAAGACAGAGAGAAGAAGAGAAAAGAGAAGUCCAAAGAGAAUACAGAGAAAGUGUUGGAAAAGAAAGAAAAAAAACUGAUUUUACCGGCUCGGGAAGACUGGUCUGCAGCAGAGGACUCGGAGGAUGAAAACGCUGUUUGUGCUGCGUUGAAUUGUCAGCGUCCCUGCGGCGAAGAGGUUGACUGGGUGCAGUGCGAUGGAGGCUGCGACGAAUGGUUCCAUCAGGUUUGUGUGGGUGUCUCUUCUGAGAUGGCAGAGAAUGAGGAUUACAUCUGUACCACAUGUGCCAGGCAAGUGCCUCCUGGCAUCAGAGCAGCUGGGCUGCCUGGAACAUAUACAGGCACAUCUUUCUUGGAAGAUUCAAAGGACAGCAGCUAGUCCCAUGCCUUUUACGGAAAGUACUGUCAAGCUCUCGGAUUGAAAUGGGAUUCCUGUCAGAACUGACAUGAACAGAAAUCCCUUGCAGCCUGCAUUUUUAAGGAGGGACACGGAACAUAUGGUUAAGAUUGGGAUUGUGAAACUGUGCGGUCAGAAACAUCUCGUGUACUUCAUAGUGUUUGGAAAGACCCCUGUUUGGAUUUGGGGGAUCUGUGGUAGUGGAGUGAGGGGUGGAGUAGUUGUGGGGAAAGGGAAGUUGGAGUAGUGACGGGGGGGGGGGGGUGGGUGGGGGGCAACAGUGGCUUCUAUAAUACAUCCCCAUCAGGCAUGCACAAGGCGGUCUCCAGCUCGAGCAAGAAGGCAAGAAUUUAAUUAGUUUUAAGUCCUCUUUUGUUAACAAUUUUUAAUUAUAUUGGGGUUUGAAGGUGGACUUCGUUGAAUUUUUCAUACUUUGAUGAGCUUUAAAGCAGGCCCUUUAUUUAAAAGUGUAGGACAUCUCGCAGUUUAGUGUUGGCAGCUCUUAACAACUGUAAAUGAUUUUUCUGUACCUCUUGGACUCUGUGUUGGAUAACCAAGUAGACCACACAGAGAUACAAUAUGUACAGAGCGCCCUUGUUGAACAAGGGACCAACAAUACCUCUAAACAGUUCACAGGUGAGAUCACAGUUAACGGCAUACAUGCACCAAUUAUGCCUUUUGACCCAGCUAAACUAAAGAGGACAAACAUUCUUCCUAAUUCCACAGUGAUUUUAAGUAUUUAUGCUUGUUUUGCUGUAAAAUACUAAGCUGUAAGACUUUAUGUCGAUGUUUCUCUGUUUUUAUUUAUCAAUUUUUUUUUCCUUAUAAACUUAUUUGGCAGGGUGGAGAAUGUCAGUUUUUCUGCCUAUGUAAUGUGUAGCAGGAUAUAACCUCUAUCCAAGUCUGAGGAUUAAUCACUCGUUGCAAGUUAAAACUAAUAUAGCAACUAUAACAACAGGUGGAUUUCCAUUUUUGUGAAAUUUUGUUGUUUUCUGAAAAUGGGAAGAACGGAAUGUACAUCACACUUAACGCUUUGACCAGAUGCCUCCAUACUGAUGCUAAGAGGUCUAACUUUUUGAAUGUAGAAUUUUUUUCCAUGUGGUUUUUGUCUCCAUUUAUUCCAAUUAAAGGGAGACGUGCUUUUGUACACCUAACACGUUCCAUUUUAAUGUUAGAGCCAGUACUUGUGACAAUACCUAUUGAUUCUGAGUGCUGGUUGACAUCUUAUUUCUUUCAUUCCCAUUAAACAUCAUAUCCAACGCCAUUUAUUUGCUUAUCAUGAGGCAUGAGAAGCAGAAUAACAACAUUUUCUUUCGAAGUAAAAAUCAAAAAUUAACUUGAGACUCUUAUGUGGUUAAGUGGCAAGUCUCUCAAAAACGUUAGAGUUCAGUUUGCUUUCUAUCCAAAUAGUAUUCUGAACUUUCAGGUGUUUAAAUUCGUCCAAACGCGGAAUGGAUAUUAAUCUUACACUUCUGCACUGCUUGAAGUCUGUUUCAGAUUAAUGAGUUGCAUGUAUUCUGCACAAUAAUACCUCUAAACAGACUGCACGUGUGAGAUCACAUUUAAUGCCAUAAAAUUGUGUCUGUUUGGAUUCAACUGAGCAUUCCUUCUUGAGUGGGUUGAUCUGGCGAAUUUAAUUGUUGGAUCUGCUAUGAAGUAUUUGUUUCAAAUGUUUGUUGCAAUGGCUUUAUUGAAACUCUAGAACAGAGAUGUCCAGAUCAUCCAGAUCUUCGGAGCGGUACCAUUGAGGCAGAUCAGAGUUAGUUUCUGUCCACUGAGGUUCACCCUUUGGCCUGAUACAUGGUGAAAUUUGGAAAGAAUUAACAGCCAAGUUGGUCUUCCAUGAACUUUUUACGAAGCAUGAUUCAAUUGACUGUUGGCUAUGUGAACACAAGGUACAGAAAUAAGAGUAGGCCAUAUGGCUCUUCUGUCUGCUCCACCUUUCAGUAAGAUCAUGGCGAUCUGAUCUCAGUCUCAGCACUUUCCAACCUGAUCCUCAUAACCCUGUAGUCCAAAUACCAUUCCCAGCCUUGAAAAUAUUUAAUGACCUGGCAUCCAUAACUAUCUCAGGUAUAGAAUUCCAAAAGAUUGUUAUCCUCUGAGGGGGUGGGGGGAAAUUCUUCCUAAUUCAGUCUUUAGCAGCUGACCCUUUGCUCCUGAGAUUUUACAACCAGGAGAAACACCCUCACUACAUUUAUCCUGUCACACCCCUCUCAGUCUGGUAUGUUUCAGGGAGAUCACUUCCCUAAAUUCCUUCAUUCUACUUGCUCCUUAAAAGAACCUCCUGAAAGAGGCUUUGUUGUUGAUUAUAUUCAAAACAGAACGGGACAUUUUUGGUUACUGUGAAAAUCAAGGGAGAUGGGAUUAGUACAGGCAGGUGGUAUUCAAGUAGGAGAUAAGCCAUCAUUUUAUUGAAUGACAGUGUGGCACGGAAGACAAGAGGUCAUCUUGUUUCUUGUGUUCUUGCCCAGGAUAAUACCCACACUCUGGAAUAUCAUUUGCAUCAGGUGUCUUCCCGUAUGGUGCUGUGUAUUUUUCAGUGGAAUGUACAAGAGAUAAAAUCCUAAAGACUAA
Molecule: messenger RNA, 7992 nt
Organism: Pristis pectinata (smalltooth sawfish)
Lineage: Eukaryota; Metazoa; Chordata; Chondrichthyes; Rhinopristiformes; Pristidae
Gene: kdm5a
Product: lysine (K)-specific demethylase 5A
Exons: 28
Coding region: 427-5400 (1657 amino acids)
Biological process (GO): chromatin remodeling
Cellular component (GO): nucleus
Molecular function (GO): DNA binding; histone demethylase activity
Source: RefSeq, a predicted model, not a curated record